AUGAAGAAGGAAGAGGAAGGGGAAGAAGAAGGAAGAAGAAAGAAAAGGGAAGAAGAGGAAAGAAGAAGAAGGAAGAGGAGGAGGAAGAAGAAGAAAGGGAAGAAGGGGAAGAAGAAGAGGAAGAAGAGGAAGAAGGGGAAGAAGAGGAAGAAGAGGAAGAAGAGAAAGAAGAGAAAGAAGGGGAAGAAGAGGAAGAAGAGGAAGAAGGGGAAGAAGAGGAAGAAGAGGAAGAAGAGAAAGAAGAGAAAGAAGUGGAAGAAGAGGAAGAAGGGGAAGAAGAGGAAUGUGUUGAAGAGGAAGGGGAAGAAGAAGGAAGAAGAAAGAAAAGGGAAGAAGAGGAAGAAGAAGAAGGAAGAGGAGGAGGAAGAAGAAGAAGGGGAAGAAGAAGGGGAAGAAGGGGAAGAAGAGGAAGAAGAGGAAGAAGAGGAAGAAGGGGAAGAAGGGGAAGAAGAGGAAGAAGGGGAAGAAGAGGAAGAAGAGGAAGAAGAGGAAGAAGGGGAAGAAGAGGAAGAAGUGAAGAAGAUGAAGAAGAAGAGGAAGAAGGGGAAGAAGAGGAAGAAGAAAAAGAAGGGGAAGAAGAGGAAGAAGUGA
Molecule: messenger RNA, 591 nt
Organism: Knipowitschia caucasica
Lineage: Eukaryota; Metazoa; Chordata; Actinopteri; Gobiiformes; Gobiidae
Source: the annotation of a GenBank genome assembly